AUGGAGACACUUCGAUACAGAGUGGAACCCGGCGGACAUAGCGUGACUGCUUCUCAGCUCCUCAAAAGCGACUUGUGGUGGAACGGACCCAAGUGGCUGCAACACAAACCAAUCAACUACUCGUCAAGGGCAAUCGACAUUACCACAACACUCGAGAGGAAGCCUGACACCUCCUGCAAAGUUGCGAAGGUUGCGAAGUUCACUUUCGACGAUAGUAUACUGGGGAGGUUGUCCGACUUCGCAAAACUGACUAGAAUUGUGGCAUAUUGCCUUCGCUUUAAGUCACCAACUAUUGCAGAACCUGCAACCCUGACAACUUCGGAACUCAACAACGCUGAAAUGGCUUGUGUACGGUUAUCCCAAGCACUAUCUUUCAAAGAUGAGAUAGAAAGGUUGGACAAGGGACAACCAGUUCCAGCUACUUCAAAAUUAUUCCACCUGGCACCGUUCACUGAUUCUGAGGGGAUCCUCAGGGUGGGCGGAAGACUGCGACACUCACUAUUAUCGGACGAUCGUAAGCGUCCAGUGAUUCUAAGUCCUGACUGCAAGUUGUCCGAAUUGAUCGUAAGAGCAUACCAUUUGCGCACUUUGCAUGGAGGCAAUCAAGUAACCCAAGCAGCAAUCAGAAGACAGUACUGGAUAUUGCAGUCUUCCAAAUUGGUAAAAACAUGCAUCCACAAAUGCAUAACCUGUUUUAAAUCAAACGCAAAGCCAGGAGAACAGUUAAUGGGAGCGUUACCUGAAACACGAGUUACCCCUGGAAGAGCCUUCAAAACCUGCGAACUGGAUUUUGCCGGACCAAUGAAACUAAAAUGGUCAUCAGGUAGAGGCGCUGAAACGAUGAAAUCCUAUAUAGCACUCUUUAUCUGCUUGAAGACCAAAGCCAUUCACUUGGAGGUUGUGAGUGAUCUCUCUGGACAAGCGUGUCUUGUAGCAAUCAAACGAUUUGUGUUCAUGUUCAUGCAGAUGACGAAAACCGUUCAGUCCACGGUAGCUAACGACAAAAUCACCUGGCACUUCAUACCCCCGAGCAGUCCUCAUUUCGGAGGAUUAUGGGAAGCUAGGGUGAAGUCAGUCAAACUGCACCUGCAGAAAGUAAUCGGUGACAGCUUGUUAACAAUGGGGGAAAUGUAUACGGUUCUCACCCAGAUCGAAGCAGUUCUUAAUAUUCGGUCAUUCAUGCCCAUCAGCGACGACGUUAAUGAUCUGGAAGCACUCACUCCCGCGCAUUUUUUGAUUGGCAAACCACUCAUAUCAAUCCCGCAAGAAACCCCGAACGAAGAACUAAACCUGCUGAAAAAAUGGAAACUGACACAGCAAAUUGUAAAACAAUUUUGGAACCGGUGGUCAGAUGAGUUCAUCUCAAGGUUGCAACAAAGGCCAAAAUGGAUGAAGACAAAGCCGAACAUGGAACCCGGACAACUGGUGUUAGUCAAGAGCGAGAAUUAUCCUCCAUCAAAGUGGCCAUUAGCUCGUAUCACUGAGGUUCAUCCUGGUGCAGACGGUCUAGUUCGCGUAGCAGCAAUUAAAUUACAUGGCCGUACCAAGAGACCAAUCGUCAAGUUAGCGGCACUACCUAUUGAAGACCACCAUCCAGUGAACAUUCCAGAGGGUUCUAACAAGAAUGAACAUGCCUCCGCGAAAAAGCAGGACAGUCAACCCACUAAAGUCAACCGGAAACGAAGAUCUCAGCCAACAACUACAAGAGUUAAAUCAAACGAUGCAACUUCCGCUUCCCACCACAAAAUGGUACGACAUACCGUCAACAAAUUAAAUGUCAACUACAUUAUGCUAAUGCUAAUAAAUAUUAAUCAAAUAUAA
Hermetia illucens (black soldier fly) is the source of this 1821-nucleotide messenger RNA. RefSeq lists its product as uncharacterized. The record is from RefSeq and is a predicted model, not a curated record. Bases 1 to 1821 code for a protein of 606 amino acids. Gene Ontology annotation, molecular function: nucleic acid binding. NCBI's taxonomy places the organism in Eukaryota, Metazoa, Arthropoda, Insecta, Diptera, Stratiomyidae. The transcript has a single exon.